AGAGAGAGAAAGCGAAAGAGAGAGAGAUACAGAGAGAGAGAGAGAGAGAGAGAGAGAGCUUGGUCUUCAUAAAUAUAUGUUAUUCCCUUGUUUAUUUUUUGUUCUAAAGAGAUGUCGGACAUUUGUUUAAUUGUUCCGAAAAGCCGCUUUAGCAUCCUCCCUGGAUCUUGCGUGCACACGGCGGACACGCGCACACGGUUUCCGUGGUAACUCGCGUCUUGCGUUGGCGUUCCCGAAAAGAAGAGAGAGAAAAAAACCCAAGCGAAGAACGUGGCGCGUGUCCGUGCGGCGCGCUCCCGUGAAGACCGCGCGGGGAGAGAGACUUGAAGAACGGGGAAGGAAGCGGAACCCGGAGAGAGAGAGAGAGAGAGAGAGAGAGCGAGAGAGAGAAAAGAAAAACCCCAUGAAAAUGCGCUCGGAGGGUAAAUGAAGGAUGUCUUUCCGUCCUUCGGAAGAAAAAAAAACACGACCGUAGGAAUUUGCGUGAAGUGUCGUGAGGGGGGAAUCUUAAAGAACUGCGUAGGAGCGCUGUGUAGUAGUGCAAUAGAGCCGGGUAUUUAUUCUUUUUGGUGGGGAGAAGAGAAUAUCAAGAAUGGAGGCUUUCAUAAUAGUUCACCAAAGCAGGACAGAAGAUUUGACACAAGGACUAGACAGCGAAUAAACACCCAGUUCUGAACAGGAAUAAAGAACGUGUGGGUUUUUUUUUUUUUAAUACAUUUUUUAAGCCACCUAGCCCCUCGAUGACAAGAAUACGAGUCGAGGGCUUGAAGGACGGAGGCACGUGCUGAGGGAAAUUGUUAGUCGGCAUCUUUGUGUUCUCACAGACCAUGUGGCCAACAGCGCAGAGGAAUCGACUUCCAGUGGUCUGGCCUGGAUGCCAUGCCACCGGGCUGUGGAUAUGGUUAUUUUGUUCAGUUUUGGCAUUGGCACGGGCGCAGAGCUACUACCCCACAGUGAACACACAUUACGGGAAGCUACGCGGUAUGCGUGUUCCACUUCCCAGCGAGAUCCUGGGCCCCGUGGACCAGUACUUGGGCGUGCCUUAUGCUGCACCACCCGUGGCUGAGAAGCGGUUCCUACCCCCUGAGCCACCCUCGUCAUGGUCAGGCAUUAAGAAUGCCACACACUUUGCGCCCGUAUGCCCACAAAACAUCCACAAUGCCGUGCCUGAGAUCAUGAUGCCCAUCUGGUUCACUUUUAACUUGGAUAUAGUCGCCACGUAUAUACAGGAGCAAAAUGAGGAUUGUUUGUACCUCAACAUAUAUGUACCAACCGAAGAUGACAUACGAGACACCGGUGCCAAACCUGUGAUGGUCUACAUUCACGGAGGCUCCUACAUGGAGGGCACAGGGAACAUGAUCGACGGCAGCGUGUUGGCCAGCUACGGCAAUGUCAUCGUCAUCACGCUCAACUUCCGGGUCGGCGUCUUAGGCUUCCUGAGCACGGGUGACCAGGCCGCUAAAGGUAAUUACGGCCUCCUGGAUCAGAUCCAGGCCUUGCGCUGGAUCAGCGAGAACAUUGGCUACUUCGGUGGCGAUUCGAACCGCAUCACAGUCUUCGGAUCAGGCAUCGGUGCCUCUUGUGUGAGCCUGCUAACCCUGUCGCAUCACUCAGAAGGUCUGUUCCAUCGUGCCAUCAUCCAGAGCGGUUCAGCGCUAUCCAGCUGGGCUGUCAACUACCAGCCUGUGAAAUAUACACGUCUGCUUGCAGAGAAGGUGGGCUGUAAUGUGCUGGAUACCAUGGACAUGGUGCACUGCCUGCGGAAGAAAAACGCCCGUGAACUAGUAGAGCAGGACAUCCAGCCUGCACGCUACCAUGUAGCCUUUGGGCCAGUGAUUGACGGUGAUGUGAUCCCAGAUGACCCAGAGAUCCUCAUGGAGCAGGGCGAGUUCCUCAAUUACGAUAUUAUGCUGGGCGUGAACCAGGGUGAGGGCUUGCGCUUUGUGGAAAAUGUUGUGGACUCUGAAGACGGCGUCUCAGGCAACGACUUCGACUUCUCUGUGUCUGACUUUGUAGACAGCCUAUAUGGCUAUCCAGAGGGGAAGGACACCCUGAGGGAGACUAUCAAGUUUAUGUACACGGACUGGGCUGACCGAGACAACCCAGAAACACGCCGCAAGACCCUUGUCGCACUCUUCACUGACCAUCAGUGGGUGGAACCAUCCGUGGUGACGGCUGACCUGCACGCUCGCUACGGCUCGCCAACCUACUUCUAUGCCUUUUAUCACCACUGCCAGAGUUUGAUGAAACCCACCUGGUCAGACGCGGCACAUGGAGACGAAGUACCAUAUGUCUUUGGUAUCCCCAUGAUCGGGCCUACUGACCUGUUCCCCUGCAACUUCUCGAAAAAUGAUGUCAUGCUCAGUGCUGUAGUUAUGACCUACUGGACUAACUUCGCCAAGACUGGAGACCCAAACAAGCCAGUGCCCCAGGACACCAAGUUCAUCCACACAAAAGCCAACCGCUUCGAGGAAGUGGCCUGGUCCAAAUACAACCCUCAGGACCAGCUGUACCUGCACAUCGGGUUGAAGCCACGUGUUCGUGACCACUACCGUGCUACUAAGGUGGCCUUCUGGAAGCAUCUGGUGCCACACCUGUACAACCUGCAUGACAUGUUCCACUACACGUCAACCACUACACGAGUGCCACCCCCUGAGACUACGCAGAACUCACUGGCCACCAAGCGGCCUAAUGGCAAGACCUGGCCUUUCAACACCAAGCGGCCACCCAUGUCACCGGCUUACAACAGCGAGAGCGGCACAGAACGGCGGAACAGCGCGGAUAACGAUGAGACCGGGCCAUUGCUCGUCGAGAACGCACGUGACUAUUCAACCGAGUUGAGUGUCACCAUCGCUGUGGGUGCCUCUCUGCUCUUUCUCAACGUGCUCGCCUUCGCUGCACUUUACUACCGCAAGGACAAGCGCCGCCAGGAGCAGCGGCCACAAGGCAGCCCGCCUCGUUCCAACGCUAACUCCAAUAUCAAUGGCACCAACGUCGAGGAUGAGAUCGCAUCACUGCAAGUGAAUCAGUGUGACGCCACACCAGCUGGAGAGGCACUACCGCUCACCGCGCUUCCUGACUACGCGCUGACUCUGCGCCGCUCACCUGAUGACAUCCCUCUCAUGACGCCCAACACCAUUACCAUGAUCCCCAACUCGCUGGUGCCCAUGCCCAACCUGCACCCAUAUAAUACCUUCACAGCCGGCUUUGGCACAACCGGUCUUGCCCACUCACACUCCACCACCCGUGUAUAGCUUUAAGGAGGGUGCAGAAGAGUAUUGGGUUUUGUACGAAUAUCACAGUUAUGGAAGAGGGAAAAAAAAAAAAGAAAGAAAGAUUUUGAAUAGACAUUUUGUCACAGGCAGUUGCUUUCUGAAUGUCAAUUCGAUCUGGUUGUGAACUCCACGUUCCCUUCCAACGGGACAAGCAAUCCGAGCAGUAUUUUUUUCUAAUGAUCAUUUUAAAAAUGGGGGGACAACCUUUUUAAGAAGACUGGGCAGUUAUUGGCAACACUCUUUUUUGAAUAAUUAACAAAAAUGAAGAAAAGUGCUUUUUAUUUCCCAUUUCGUUCUCGUGUGGGAAACACAUUUCAAAACAAUGGCCUCUCAGAUCACAUCUGCAUAAUAUGUGUUGCUUUUGCUUUUCUCAUCAAUGCCUUACACGAGAGCUUGAUUUUUUGUUUCGUCCUUUUUAAUCUUUCAGUGACAUGGGCGUGCCUGGAUCUUAUUUAGCCUGAACGAUUGGAUUCAUGAAAUCUAAGAAAAGAGACAUG
Molecule: messenger RNA, 3772 nt
Organism: Ictalurus furcatus (blue catfish)
Lineage: Eukaryota; Metazoa; Chordata; Actinopteri; Siluriformes; Ictaluridae
Gene: nlgn3a
Product: neuroligin 3a
Exons: 6
Coding region: 828-3254 (808 amino acids)
Biological process (GO): neuron cell-cell adhesion; presynaptic membrane assembly; synaptic vesicle endocytosis
Cellular component (GO): cell surface; synapse; postsynaptic specialization membrane
Molecular function (GO): signaling receptor activity; neurexin family protein binding
Source: RefSeq, a predicted model, not a curated record